Molecule: messenger RNA, 1008 nt
Organism: Cladophialophora carrionii CBS 160.54
Lineage: Eukaryota; Fungi; Ascomycota; Eurotiomycetes; Chaetothyriales; Herpotrichiellaceae
Exons: 2
Coding region: 1-1008 (335 amino acids)
Molecular function (GO): phosphatase activity
Source: RefSeq, a predicted model, not a curated record
AUGGCUCCCAUUGCUAUCACCCCCCCACCGGUCGAGCCAAAGCAGGUUCGACCUAGCAUGCAACGUGCCAAUACUGCCAAUAUGGGCACGAAACGAAAGAUCAUCUGCUUUUCAGAUUUCGACGGCACGAUCUUCAUGCAGGAUACCGGUCAUGCCCUUUUCGACAAUUUCGGCUGCGGUCCGGAGAGAAGGAAAGUGCUCGCACACCAGCUAGAGUCGGGAGAACGCACGUUCCGAGAAGUCUCUGAUGAGCUUUAUGCCUCACUCGACGUGCCCUUCGAGGACUGCUUCGAAGUUAUGAAGACAGCCUUGGACAUUGAUCCCGACUUCCAGACCUUCCACGAGUUCUGUGUCAACAACAGCAUCCCCUUCAACGUCAUCUCCGCCGGCCUUAAGCCCGUAUUACGAAGAGUUCUCGACCAUUUCAUUGGAGAAGACAUGAGCAAACAUAUUGAAAUUGUCGCCAACGAUGCCAAAGUCACCGCAACCGAAGAGGGAAACAAGUGGCAAGCAGUCUGGAGACACGAGUGUGAACUUGGCCAUGACAAGGCUCGGUCAAUCAACGAAUACAAGGCUGCUGCCCGAAUGGAAAGUGACAACGGCACAAUACCAAUGAUCGUGUUCAUCGGUGACGGCGUCUCAGAUCUCCCCGCCGCACGCGAGGCCGAUGUGCUUUUCGCGCGCCGAGGCCUGAAGCUCGAAGACUACUGCGUCGAGCACAACAUCGACUACAUACCCUUUGACACAUUCGCCGAUAUCCAGAAAGAAGUUAUCAAGAUCGCCAAGGUCGACGAACAAAAGACUCGCGGCAAAGGGCUUCCCUCCAACUUCAACCCUCGUGCGAACAUGUGGAGAAGAGUCAGCAGCAGAGCCGCCGUGCCCAUUUUUGCCGCGCUCUCUCCGGCAAAGGAGGAAAAGGCUUUCCUGUGGCCAGACACCUUCACCACGCCAGCGACCGUGCCGCACAAUGUGGAGGCGAAGGUGGCUGUCGCUGCUCCUGUGGCAUAA